AGAACAACAUCUGGGGUAGCUCCAGUCUUCCCUCUUAAACCACACCCACAGACACAUUUCUCAACACUGCGCUUCUCUACCUGUCGAAGAGAGCCAAUUCUCUCUGUUAAAGGACUAAAACAAUAUUAAAGCAGCAAGAAAUCCGUUGUAAAUACAUAUAGUCGCGUGUCUUUUCAGCUUAAAAUGGAUUAACACUUCUUUGGUCUGAAGAUAAAUUACUACCAGCAAGAGAGGAAUCACAGAGAAGACAUAUUUGACUGCCAGCCAAGGACAUGGACUGGAAGACCUUCCAAGGCCUCCUCAGUGGGGUGAACAAAUACUCGACGGCAUUUGGGAGGGUAUGGCUGUCUGUGGUGUUCGUGUUCAGGGUGAUGGUGUACGUGGUGGCGGCAGAGCGAGUGUGGGGAGAUGAGCAGAAGGAUUUUGACUGCAACACCAAGCAGCCUGGCUGCCCCAAUGUCUGCUACGACCACUUCUUCCCCAUCUCCCACAUCCGACUGUGGGCCUUGCAGCUCAUCUUUGUCACCUGCCCAUCCUUAAUGGUGGUCAUGCACGUGGCAUACCGUGAUGACCGUGAGCGUAAGUACAAGGCCAAGCAUGGUGACAACAAUAAGCUGUACAUCAACACAGGCAAGAAACAUGGUGGUUUGUGGUGGACCUAUCUGAUCAGCCUUUUUGUAAAGACGGGCAUCGAGAUCUCCUUCCUGUACAUCCUGCACCGUGUCUACGACAGCUUCUACCUUCCAAGAUUAGUCAAAUGUGAGGUGUCGCCUUGCCCCAACCAGGUAGACUGCUACAUUGGCCACCCGACUGAGAAGAAGGUCUUCACCUACUUCAUGGUUGGAGCUUCAGCACUCUGCAUUGUCCUGAAUAUCUGCGAGAUCAUUUAUCUCAUCUCCAAGCGCAUUGUACGCUGUGCAAAUAAGAUGAAGAGGCACAGUCGGAACGUGGUCAUUCAUCAAGACAACUGCAACGACAACCCCUUCAACAACUGCAAUUCAGCCACAUCAAACCCAGAAUCGAAGGAAAAGCCUCUACCUGACAAGACUUUGUACAAGUCUGGAUACAGACCGGCAGGACUCAAACUUGAAGAAAAGAUUCGGGCCUCUGCCCCAAAUCUGUCCUGGACUUGAUAAUUGAAAACAAAGACAAAAUCAGGCAGAAGAUCAAGUGAUCAGUAGAGCUUGGGCUAGAACCCAACAGCAAACCUCAGAAAACAGACUCAGAACUAUGAGCCAAACUACACUAUGUGUCAGACCCUGGAAGUUGAGUCAUCAGCACUGGAUUCUUCCUGUGGGCCCCUGUGUCCACAUCUAAGACUCUUUUUGAGUGCCUGAACUUUGGUUUCCAAGUCAACAUCCACAAUAUUUACAAAUCACUUACAACCAAAUUGAUUUGUUAAUGAUAUGUGGGUUUCUUUUUUGAAUACAAUAAACUGUGUGCCUAUUCAACUGAACCCCUUCACCCAUAUUAGAACAUUCCAGUGAAGUUUGUCUGUCUUGAUGUGAUUGGAGUUUUGACACGGCAGGGCAAGGACCUGAAACACUGCACACAAGAAGGUAGGACACACCUGGCAGAGGUAUUCACCCUCCCUGCCAGUGUCUACAGUGGUGUGUCAGGGUGUUCUGUUGUCACUGAGGCCCCCUGAUGCACAUUUCAGUGGUCUCUUUUAUUAUUUAUAAGGUCUGGUGUCAGGGAUCUAGUGGCCUCUAGUGGGGUGGUUGAACCAGCUGGACAGCCCCUGUUUCACCAUCCACUAUAGUGGCUGCUAAAAACACAAAAGGUCUUCUUCAGAGCCAGUGUUUGGUUUGUCCCUUCUGGGCUGCUGUAGAAACAUAUCGGUGGAACAUGGCAAACUUCGUGGAAGAGGACCCCAGGCCCUCUACAGAUAUGAAAGAUUUACUCUAAGUCGGUGAAGACACAGUGAUUCUUAGCUUCAGGUGAAUGUACAAAUUUAUGAGUAUUAUAUUCAAUUUCUGACCUUAAAUCCUACAUACUAGCCCUUUAAGUCAGUUGAACUCAUACCUUCGUCACAAUUUGCUGUACUGCUGACCUCAAGUCAUCUGAGAAGGGUAAACAAUUCUGCAGAAUGUGGACACUCCAAAGUCACGAGUUAUGAGUUAGUCAAGUUAUGAAUAAGUAAUACUUGGUCCAAAAUGAGUGUUUUAACUGCAUUUAUUUUCUCAUAUGAGAUUCAAUACUACAACAUACUACAUAUAUCAUCGGUCUGUCUCUUUAACUAAAGCCCUGGCAGGCAUAUGCUUGGUCUCAGGUUUAUGCUGCACAGCCACACGCUGCACAUAGACUUCCUGUGUUUUAACAUGCUUGUACACAAACUCACCUCAUCCAAGGCCACUGUUGAUUAAAAUAAGGCAAAAGGAAUGCUGCUGUUUAAUUCUGUGUUGUCAGAGCUGAAGCACAGUGGAGGAGGUGGGAGAAAGUUUGGACCAAGAGAUGGCUCAUUAAAAUAUUAAGAAUUUUUGAGUCCCUAAUUGUCCACUGUGGACAUCAGGUGGAAAUGUCUUUUCUGCACUUGUUUGUAUUGUGUAAUUUUUUUUAUACAUUUAAAUGUAUUAAAUCUAUUAAAAAAUGUGUUUCUGUUUAGUGUUUUAACAGUAAGAACUUCACAUUGAUGCAGUGUUAAUUUCAUUUCUGGCAUGUGGUUUGUAUUUGAGAAAUUAUUUCAGAUUUAUAUACCGUUAAGUAAUAAUUGAUACUGUGGGACAAACACUAGCUUUCUAAACAAACUUAAGUUGCUGCCUUAAGACAGUACAAACAUUUUGUCCUCACAUUCCCCUACUGUCUGAUCAUUAUUAUUAUUAAAGUAGAUUUUUUUCCAUU
Molecule: messenger RNA, 2841 nt
Organism: Scatophagus argus
Lineage: Eukaryota; Metazoa; Chordata; Actinopteri; Scatophagidae
Gene: gjb3
Product: gap junction protein beta 3
Exons: 2
Coding region: 273-1133 (286 amino acids)
Biological process (GO): cell communication
Cellular component (GO): connexin complex
Source: RefSeq, a predicted model, not a curated record